Messenger RNA from Salvelinus sp. IW2-2015, 7182 nucleotides. The record is from RefSeq and is a predicted model, not a curated record. Lineage: Eukaryota; Metazoa; Chordata; Actinopteri; Salmoniformes; Salmonidae.
GGCUCCGGGAGACAUGCACUUACCCAUAUCCGGGUUGGAGAAAAAAAGUUUCAUUUAAACCUGGACGACAAACUUUCAGCAUGAUGCCUCACUGACAGCGCCACAGCCGCGGCUGUCAGCGACUCAUUUCACCGCGGAUUAUUACGAGCAUUACAGCGCUAGAACAUAGCUUCGUUUUUCAAUUGAAGAUUUUUUUCCUGCUUGACUUUUUCCUCUGUCUGUUUUUUGUGUGUGAGAGUGUUCUGCUCGUGGGUCAGUGUCCCUGUCUGAAAUGUUUAAGUGACAAUGGCUGCGCAAGUGGCAUCAGCACCGACGACAACUAAUAAUAAGAAAAAUAAAUUGUCUGGCAGUUUGGGUCAAGAGAUACAUUCGGGGAAAUCGGGAGGAGGAACUAUAUCGAGGUCUGGAGCAAUGCUUGGAGCUGGAGAUGGGACCAACACAAUGAAUAAUGUAGACCAUCACCACCAAAACGAGCUCAACAUGGUCAAUUCAACUUCUCCGAAUAACAAUUCUGACACACGGGAGAAGGAGAGUGGAAAUAACAUAACAUCGUCAAAUUCGACGACCUCUCUGGAGGGAAUGGAGACGGGUUUGAUAGCAAACCAUAAACAGAAAAAUGUGAGUGUAGAUCCCCCUCAGCACCUCACGCCGCCGCAACAGCAGUCACAAUUUAACCCGUUUCCUCAGCAUCAGCAGCACCAGAUACAAAGUAACAACAUCAACAACAGCCAAGCGACAAGGGGAGAGAGUGAGAAUCAGCACCACGGAGGGAAGAGGGGUGUUUUGACGAGCCAGACAGAGCAGCAGAUGCUGAGUAAAGGUGAAGGGGAUCAUACCUGUAAACCAGGGGAGCGAAUGGGUGCCAGGUAUGAACAUGCCAACUUGGGACCAACGACCGACAUCAACAGCCAGCCCCAGAGCGCAGGAGGGGACAGCGCUAUUUCAGAGUUUAAUAACUACUAUGGCACUUCCAGAGUAGGGGCCUGCUAUGAUCAACAUGGCGGACAAAGCACUGGGAUGGGGAUGAUGCACUCCUCGGGACCCAACAACAUGGACUCAGUGCACAACUCCAACGAAGGAUACCACAACAGCCAGUACAACCACUACCCUGGCUACCGGCAGGGCUACGGUGGAGCGGGCUACGGUAUGAUGGCCCCAUCCAGACAGGGCAGUAACAUGCUGAUUGGCCCUGGCAGCAACACUCCAGCUAGCCAUGUCAAGGCUACUAUGGGAGCUGCUUCCUCCGGUUCUGGUGGAAGUGUUGGGGGCUUUCAGAGAUUCCCAGGACAUACUCAGCAUCCCUCGGGAGCCACCCCGACACUAAACCAACUGCUGACGUCUCCAAGUCCAAUGAUGCGAGGUUAUGGCAGUGGCUAUCAUCAAGACUAUAACAGUCCCUCUGCACAACAACAAGCUGGCAUCGGCUUAGGCAAAGACAUGACUUCUCAGUAUGGCUCCACAACCCAUGGCUGGCCAGGGCAACAGAGAAAUCACCCGUCCAUGAGUCCUGGAAACGGAGGGCAAGGUAUCAGCAGACCACAGGUGGCUUCCGUGGACUUCAUGGCUAUGAAGCGCUCCCAUCUUUACGGGAUGGGCAACAACCCCUACUCUCAGCAGCAGCAGGGCGGGCCCUACCCCAGCCAGCCAUACGGAUCGCCCGCUACACACAGAUACCCAAUGGGAAUGCAGGGGAGGGGCCAGGCGGGCAUGGGCGGCAUGCAGUACCCUCAACAGCAGGUUCCCCCCCAGUACGGCCAGCAGGGUAUGGGAGGAUACAGCCAGCAGCAGCAGGGAACACCUCCGGGAUCCUACUUCAGCCCCCCCCAGCAGAACCCCACCGCCCCCACACAGCCCCCCUACCUGCCUCCCCGCGCCCCACCCCAGCAGGAGGCUCCGCAGGAGAGCUACAGAGACAGCACCAGGAGUCAGCAGCAUGUCCCAGGGAAUUCUGGGAAGGCCAACCUUGAGGACAUGGGUCUGAUCCCGCAGGACCGCCCCUCCAGCCUCCCGGACCUGUCUGGCUCCAUAGACGACCUCCCUACAGGGACGGACGCUGGUCACAGUUCAGCCGUCAGUGCUACAGGCUCCACCAGUAGCCAGGGGGAGCAGAGUAACCCGUCCCAGUCACCCUUCUCACCCCACGCAUCACCCCACCUGUCUGGCCGAGGCAGCGGCCCAUCGCCCUCUCCUGUUGGCUCCCCCGUGGGCUCUAACCAAUCACGCUCCGGCUCUGGCCCAAUCUCCCCAGUUAGUGGCCCAACCACAGCACAAGGGUCCCAGAUGCCCCCCCAGAUCCCCGUCAACAUGUCGGAUGUCCCUCACUCCCCCUUGACGCAGUCCCCCAUGCCUCAGGAGAGGGGCUUUAUGUCCAACAUGCAGAGAAACCAGUCUGGCUCCCAGUUUGCACCACCACUACCUCAGUCGGGGCCUUCCAUGUCCCCUCACCCCUCUCCUGGUCCUGGUCCUGGAGGACAAAUGUACCCAGGGAUGGGGCCCAGGCCCUACCUCCAGGGUGGCUCCAGUGGCCCCUACGGACCCCAGGGAUCCCAGGCAAACCAGUAUGGACCCCAAGGUAACUACCCACGUCCACCCAACUACGGCGGGACCCCCAGUGCCAACUACAGCGGCCCCGGCCCUGGCAUGACCAACAGCCUGGGUAUGAAUGCCAGCAGCCCCAUGCACGGCCAGGGUCCCGGGCAGCCCAUGCCCAUGGGCCGCAGUCUUGGCGCGGGCAGCCGACCCUACCCCAACAUGGCCCCCAGUUCCCCCAGUAUGCCCCAGCCGGCAGGCCCAGGGAUGGGCCCUCCUUCACUGGGCAACGUCAACCGCAAGGCCCAGGAGGCAGCCGCUUCCGUUAUGCAGGCCGCAGUCAACUCUGUACAGAGCAGACAGGGCAGCUACCCAGGCCCUGGCAUAAACCAGAUGGUGCCCCCCAUCAACCAGUCGCAGGGCAACAACUCAGGCAUGGGCACGCCACAGGGUCCACCCUACAAUAUGCCACCCUCAGGGCCCAUGGGGAUGGCUGGGGAUGGGAUGGUGACUCCUGCUGGGAAGCAGAAAAUGGAUGGCAAGGAGGAGAGCAUGCCCACCAAUGAACCUCCCAGACCCAAGGAUGGCUACAGUGGAUCCCAGUGUGUCUCCCAGCCUACCACCCCUGGUGCCAUGCCUGUCCCCUCUCCCCUGUCCCCCAGCCCAGCCAGCCUGUCCUCCUACCAUGGGGAUGACAGUGACAGCAUUAGUAGCCCCGUCUGGCCAAAGACUCCCUCCAGCCCUAAGCCCAACUCGUCCACCAUGACUAACGAGCGAAUCACACGUCUGUAUGAUAUGGGUGGGGAGCCGGAGAGGCGUGGCUGGGUGGACCGCUACCUGUCCUUCAUGGAGGAGAGGGGUACACCUGUUCCCCACCUCCCUGCCGUGGGCAAGAAGCCCCUGGACCUCUACAGACUGUACAUGGUGGUCAGGGAGAUAGGGGGCCUGGCCAUGGUGAACAAGAACAAGAAGUGGCGAGAGCUGUCCACUAGUCUGAGUGUUGGUACCUCCAGCAGCUCCGCCAGCUGUCUGAAGAAGCAGUACAUCCAGUACCUGUUUGCCUAUGAGUGUAAGGUGGAGCGGGGAGAGGACCCGCCGGCCGACAGCAACUGGGAACUGGGGGACAACAGGAAGCAGGCCAAGUUGCAGCCGCCCUCUCCUGCUAACUCAGGGUCCCUGCAGGGCCCCCAGACCCCCCAGUCGUCAGGCAGCAGCUCCAUGGCAGAGAUGUCAGGUGACCUGAAACCCCCCACCCCAGCCUUAACCCCCCAGGGCCAGGUCACCCCCAUCCCAGCCAGCAGGAACAGUGUGGUCAGUGUGCAGGACCCGUUCUCUGAGGUGAGCGACCCGGUCUUCCAGAAGCGUAACUCCCUUCCCCCGGGGGGCCCUGGGGGACCGUACCAGCAGGGGGUCAAUAUGCCCCCUGACGUGAUGAUGAGGAUGCAGUAUGAGAAGGACCCCUUCGCUGGCAUGAGGAAAGUGGCAGGAGGGGAUUCCUACAUGCCAGGCCAGAUGCCCAGCGGUGGCAUGCAGGAGAUGUAUGGCAGGCCUCCAUCAGGCAUGGGCCAGCGUUCCCAGUACCCAUACGGACCGGGCUACGACAGGAGACAUGAGGGUUACGGGCAGCAGUACCCUGGCAUGUCAUAUGGAAUGCACCCCUCAGGGAUGUACCCACAACAACAGGGUUACAAGCGCCCCAUGGAGGGUAUGUACGGCCCCCCAGGCAAGAGGCACGAGGGGGAGAUGUACGCCAUGCAGUACGGCAGCCAGCAGCCUGACAUGUACAACCAGUACAGCACUGGUUAUUCUGGUCCUGAGAGGAGGCCCAUGCAGGGCCAGUUCCCUUACCCCUCCCCCUACAGCCGAGAGCGCAUGCAGGCCUCUGGCCAGGGGCAGCACCCCCAGCACCCCAUGGGUCCCCAGAUGAUGGCCGGGGGGCCACCCUCCAACAACGGAGUGGAAGGACCCCAGGGGCCCAACAUGUGGCCCUCCAGGACAGACAUGGGUUAUCCCUACUCUAACAGACAGGGGGCACCCUCCCAGGUACCGCCAUACGGUCCUUUGGGGAGAGGAGAGGAUAUGGAGGGCCGACCCAUCCAAGAUGGUCAGUGGCUCGGGCAAGGAGGCCAUCGCCAGUCCUCCUACAUGUCAGGUGGUAUGACCCCUAUGUCCUCUCGCCAGCCCCCCUCUGCCUACCAGACCUCCCCCUCCAUGGCCAACCACCUGCCCCGAGCACCCAGCCCCGGCUCCUUCCAGCGCUCCAUGGAGGCACGGAUGUCCCCCAACAAAGCUGCCUAUAUGGGCUCCAUGAAGAUGCCAUGCAAACCGGGCAUGCCCAUGCCAGGGCAGGGUAGUGGGCACCCAGGCCAGGUCCCACCUAACCUGCGGAGAGACCUCAACUACCCUCUAGGAUCUGUAGAGGCCACCAUGCCCCUUCUCAAGCCCCGCCGCAAAAUGACCUCAAAGGACACUGGAACCCCAGAGGCGUGGCGAGUGAUGAUGUCUCUGAAGUCAGGUCUGCUGGGUGAGAGUACCUGGGCCCUGGACACCAUCAACAUCCUGCUGUAUGAUGACAGCACUGUGGCCUCCUUCACCCUCGCACAGUUGCCUGGCUUCCUGGAGCUGAUAGUGGAGUACUUCAGACACUGUGUGAUGGAGAUCUUUGGCAUCCUGGAGGAGUAUGAGAUAGGGACCAUCGGCCAGAAGACCCUCCUGGGGCCUGAAGCCUGUAACCAGGGGGAGGAGCUGACCUCUGAACCUGAGAUGGACUGUGAGGCCAGCCAACCAGAGCCUGAGCCUGAGCAGGAGGUGGAGAGGGGGGAGGUAGAGAAGGGGGAAGUAGAAAAUGGGGAGGACAAACCUGCUGACAUCACAGAGAAAAUGACAGUGGAACUGAUGUCUCCCCCCAGUGCAACGGAACCAGCCCCUGAGGGAAUGAAGGAGGAAUCUGAAGCCGAAGUGAAGGUAAAGAAGGAAGAGGGGGAGAAAGAACAGGAGGGAGAGAAAGAAAAAGGGAAAGAGGAAGGAGAAAAUCCCACCGAGAGUAAGAAAGCCACAGCUGAAAGUAAGGAAGACUAUCCUAAUCAGUCAGAGCCAAGGCCACAACAGGCCAGCAAGUACGACAAGUUUCCCAUUAAGAUCCUGCACAAAGAGGACCUGAUUGAGGACAUGACGGAGCAGCUGGCUCACGUGACAGAGUUCACUAGCGGACUGCUCCACUGGCAGGUAGGCGGGGGGGAUUCCACGGCCCACAUCCAGACCCACUUUGAGGGCAGGGGAGAGCAGCCUGACAGGACGGAGGGAGAGCGAGACGAAUGUGCCAUUCUGAAUAAAGAGCAGGAGACUGACUCAAGGACAGAGGAGAAGGGGAAUCGUAUCACCGCCACCAUCGAUGACAUACUGUGUGCCCGGCUCGAGGCUCUGUCAGAGGGCCACCCCACCCACUCUGCCCCCACCUACCCAUUCAGGCUGCACCAGGGCGGGGGCCACAUGCACAUCACCUUGCUGGAGGACGAGCCCCGCUGUUUGAACGAGGCUCCCCUCUCCACAGCUUCUCCUUGGCAGGACUCCCUGGCCAAGCGCUGUCUCUGUGUGUCCAACAUCCUCCGCAGCCUCUCCUUCAUCCCUGGGAACGACUCAGACAUGUCCCAUCACCCAGGCCUGGUGCUGAUCCUGGGCAGACUGCUGCUGCUCCACCACCAGCACCCAGAGAGGAAGAGGACGUCCCCUAGCUACCAGAGAGAGGAGGUGCAGGAGCGGGGCCUGGCCUGCAGUAAGGACGAGUGGUGGUGGAACUGUCUCGCUACACUCAGGGAGAACACCUUGGUCACUCUGGCUAACAUCUCUGGCCAGCUGGACCUMUCCCUCUACCCWGAGACCAUCUGCCUGCCCAURCUGYARGGCCUYCUCCACUGGAUGGUGUGUCCCUCUGCCGAGGCCCAGGACCCCUUCCCCUCGGCCGCCCCCCACUCCCCCCUAACCCCCCAGAGACUGGUGCUGGAGUGCCUGUGCAAGCUGAGCAURCAGGACAACAACGUGGACCUGCUGCUGGCCACGCCGCCCUUCAGCCGCCAGGAGAAGAUGUACGCCACCCUGGUGCGCUACGUGGGCCAGCGUAAGAACCAGGUGUACCGCGAGAUGGCCGUGGCCACCCUAUCCAACCUGGCUCAAGGAGACUCUACGGCAGCACGUGCCAUCGCCAUACAGAAGAAUAGUGUGGGUAACCUGAUGGGCUUCCUGGAGGAUGGGGUGAGCAUGGCCCAGUACCAGCAGAACCCCCACAGCCUGCUGCACAUGGCCCACCACCCCCCCAUGGAGCCCCCCAGUGUUAACAUGAUGUGUCGGGCUGCAAAGGCUCUGCUGGCUAUGGCCAAGGUAGAGGAGAACAGGCCAGAGUUUGUCUUGUACGAGGGCAGACUCCUGGACAUCUCCAUCUCCUCUGUGCUCAACCCGGGGGUAGCCAGCAUUGUAUGUGAAGUACUCUUUCAGUUUGUUAAAAAAUUAUGACAGGAGGAUAGACAGGCCGGAGUCAAGAGAUGGACAGAGAGACGAUGAGAUGAAAACCUUAUUCUGUGGUUUUAUAGUUUUAUUUAAAUUAAAUGGAAGAAAGUUUAUAUAUAUAUAUACAUAUAUAUAUAAACUUUCUUCUAGUUA